AUGGCUGCUUCCUCAUCCUCUGCUGCUUCCUUCUUUGGAGCUCGACAAGAUGAUCAGUCUCACCUUCUUCCUCCUAAUUCUUCCUCCGCCGCUCCUCCUCCUCCUCCUCACCACCAGCCACCGGUGCCGCAACAACCGCUUGAAGCUCCACCGCAGAAAAAGAAGAGAAAUCAACCAAGAACUCCGAAUUCCGAUGCAGAAGUGAUAGCUUUAUCUCCAAAGACACUAAUGGCUACAAACAGAUUCAUAUGUGAAGUAUGCAACAAGGGGUUUCAAAGAGAACAGAAUCUACAACUUCACCGAAGAGGACACAAUCUUCCAUGGAAGCUAAAACAGAAAUCGACCAAAGAAGUGAAGAGGAAAGUGUAUCUUUGUCCGGAACCCACGUGCGUCCACCAUGACCAGUCACGUGCUCUCGGAGACCUCACCGGAAUCAAAAAGCACUAUUACCGUAAACACGGAGAAAAGAAGUGGAAAUGCGAGAAAUGUUCUAAGCGUUACGCUGUUCAAUCGGAUUGGAAAGCUCACUCCAAGACUUGUGGUACCAAAGAAUAUCGUUGCGACUGUGGUACACUCUUCUCUCGGCGAGACAGUUUCAUUACACAUAGGGCCUUCUGUGACGCGUUGGCUCAAGAGAGUGCGAGACACCCAACUUCUUUGACUUCUUUGCCAAGUCAUCACUUCCCGUACGGACAAAACACCAACAACUCCAACAACAACAACACUUCAAGCAUGAUCCUUGGUAUGUCCCACAUGGGGGGCCCACAGAAUCUUGAUCAUCACUCCGGCGACGUUCUCCGUCUUGGAAGCGGCGGAGGAGGAGCCGCCUCACGCUCUUCCUCUGAUCUCAUUGCUGCUAACGCUUCAAGCUACUUCAUGCAAGAGCAAAACCCAAGUUUUCAUGAACAACAAGAUCAUCAUCAUCAUCAUCAACAACAACAACAAGGGUUUUUGGCUGCGGGCAAUAACAUCAAGCCAUCACCAAUGAAUUUUCAACAGAGUCUGAUGCAGUUCUCACAUGACAACCAUACAUCUCCUUCCUCAAAUCUCUUUAACCUCAGCUUCCUCUCUGGAAACAACGGAGUUGCUUCUGCGACAAGCAACCCUAAUGCUGCUGCUGUUUCUUCGGGUAAUCUUAUGAUUUCGAACCAUUUUGAUGGUGAAAAUGCUGUUGGAGGCGGCGGAGGAGAAGGAAGCACGGGUCUCUUCCCUAACAAUCUGAUGAGCUCGGCUGAUAGAAUCAGCUCAGGAUCAUCAGUCCCUUCACUCUUUAGCUCAUCAAUGCAAAACCCCAAUUCAACACCUCACAUGUCAGCCACUGCUCUUCUUCAGAAAGCUGCUCAAAUGGGUUCAACCUCAAGCAACACCAACAACGGAAACAACAACAACAACAACAACAACAACAACAACAGUAACAACGCCUCAUCGAUUCUAAGAAGCUUUGGGAGUGGAAUGUACGGAGAAAACGAGAGUAAUCUCCAUGAUUUGAUGAAUUCUUUCUCUAACCCCGGUGCAACGGGAAACGCUAACGGAGUAGAUUCUUCGUUUGGUUCGUACGGAGGAGUGAACACAGGGUUAAACGCUGAUAAACAGAACAAGACUAGAGACUUUCUUGGAGUUGGACAGAUCGUAAGAAGCAUGAGUGGAAGUGCAGGGUUUCAACAGCAGCAGCAACAACAACAUGGGAAUAGUAGAGAAAGAGUUGGUUCUUCUUCAGAUUCGGCCGAUAGAAACAGCAUGAAUGUGAAUCCUGGUGGUGGUCCGGCAAGUUCACCAACGUAUGGAAUCCAUCAUGCGAGCUUCUGA
Messenger RNA from Microthlaspi erraticum, 1806 nucleotides. Lineage: Eukaryota; Viridiplantae; Streptophyta; Magnoliopsida; Brassicales; Brassicaceae. The record is from the annotation of a GenBank genome assembly.